CUGAAACGAAAUAGCGGUAGUUUCAAUUACGGGCUACUCUCAGCAUACAAGUUUCCUUCUGGUUAAACAUAAACUUUCCAAAGACUAAACGUUCAAAUACUUUUGAACUAUGAGUGCACAACUAUUAGAAACUCCUACAAAAUCACGUAAACCUAGAAAUUCUGCUUUUUUUCAACAAAAACUCCCAGCAUGGCAACCAAUGUUUACUGCUAAAAAAUCUGGAAUAGCAUUCACAGUUUUUGGAAUUGUACUGAUACCCAUUGGUAUUAUACUAUUAACGGCGUCAAAUAGUGUUGUAGAAUAUCUUGUGGACUAUACAGAUUGUACUCAGAAUGGUACUGAAGAGUUAUGUUCUCAAGUAAUUGCCUUGGGGAAACCAUGUGUUUGUGUUAAACAUAUUUCUAUUGAAUCAUCUAUUCCUGGACCUGUUUAUUUAUAUUAUGGUUUAAACAACUUUUAUCAAAAUCAUCGAAGAUAUGCACGAUCUAAAAGUGACGAACAGUUGCUUGGUAUUUAUCAAGACCCAAGUUCAUUAUCUUCGUGUAAUCCAUAUGCAUCAAUUGGGGGCAAACCAAUACUUCCAUGUGGUGCAAUCGCAAACAGUAUAUUUAAUGACACAUUUAUUCUGACAUAUAUACGCAAUGAUAAUACCAAAGUUACUGUCACAACUACAUCAAACGGUAUAGCAUGGCCUUCCGAUGUCAAUCGCAAAUUCGGGACCUUGAAUGCAAAUGCUCUCAAUAAUACAGUCAAGCCACCUAAUUGGCCUCAACCAAUUCAAGCAAGAUCUUCAAGUCCAUUUAAAACUGAUGAAGCUCUAAUAGUAUGGAUGAGAAUAGCUGCUUUGCCAAACUUUCGUAAAUUAAACGCUUAUGUAGUUCAUAAAGAUGAUUUUACAAAUGGUCUACCCUCAGGAACGUAUGAAAUUGUUAUUAACUACUUUUAUCCAGUUACUUCAUUCGGUGGUAGGAAAACAUUUAUAUUAGCCAAUGCUAAUUGGUUGGGUGGAAAAAACCCAACACUUGGAAUUCUUUGUUUAAUUACUGGUUCUAUACAUAUAUGCCUUGGUAUAGCAUUCCUUAUUGUACAUUUUUUGUAUGGUAAACGUAAGUAAAAUUGAAUGAGAUUAUGUUCGCUAUAUUACAUCAUUCUAUCGUGUUAUAUCAACAACAACAACAACCAUAACAACAACAGAAUCAUCACUUUCUAUAAUUGAAUAAAUCUUUUUCGGGGGAGGGGGUGGAGUGUGGUAGUAAACACUCUGGUUUCCAUCUUAUUUUCUUCUCAUCAUCAUUAUCAUUUAAAGUAAUAUGAUUCAUUACGUUCAAUCAUUUCUUAUUUAUCUAUUAUGCAUGUUACUAUGAUUUAUAAUUUUAAUAUCUUAGACAUCUUAAUGGGUACCAUUUGUUCAUCGUAUUCAGAUCUAUUUAGAUCUGUUAAGCCUUAAGAUUGUUGUUUAUCAUUCAGUAGUUAUAGUAUUGCUUACUUACUUAUUUACUUACUUACUUACUUACUUACUUACUUACUUACCUACUUACUUACUUACUUAAUUACUUACGAUCAGCAUUCUCCAACCCGCUCUGUCCUGGGGCUUCUUUCCUAGUUUCAUCCAUUUAUUGUUCAUUUUUCUGAUGUCUGUGUCGAUCUCUCGGCGCAAUGUGUUCUUUGGUCUUCGUCUUCUCUUUUGGCCUUAAGGAUUUCAAAAAAGCUCGUCAAAGUCCACCAGUCUUUUCAUGAUCUCACUUAUCAUUAUUACAUUAUAACAAUACAUUCUAUAAAAGGAAUAAAAAAGGGGUAAACCAUAUUAUUCAUUAUUAUUAUU
Messenger RNA from Schistosoma spindalis, 1822 nucleotides. The record is from the annotation of a GenBank genome assembly. NCBI's taxonomy places the organism in Eukaryota, Metazoa, Platyhelminthes, Trematoda, Strigeidida, Schistosomatidae.